CCACGCAUGCAGUUUGUGUGAGGCUCUCUUUAGCCCUGAUACUAUGUUUCUACCUUGUGCUCUCUAGGAAACUUUAGCCUCAGGGCAGGGAACAAGACAUGGGGACAUUUGUCUCCUCAUCGGUGUGCUGCUGAGGAGUCAGGAAGUAAAAGUAUCAGGUGUAAAAUAUUGAUGGGGCGACAGGUUUUAUCCUAACAACCCGGCAGGUCUUUGCCCUUCUGAUCGAUGUAUCACACAGCGAGGGGCUGCCAGCACCCCCGCCAAAGGCCGAACCACGGACCUCAGUACUGAUUCACCGAGCCUCACUCCUCCAGCAGGAGGAGGAGGAGGAGGAGGAGGAGGUGGAGGUCAGUGGGCAGAGGGAGGUCAGGGAGACCAGCCGCUCGUCCGGGAGCUGUGGUUCAUUGUAGUGAUGGCAGCCAUUGCCCUGCUGCUGCUGGCCAUCCUGCUAGCUGUCAUGCUCACUAAGGCCCUGAACAAACCCCCCUUCACCAGAGAGAGACCCCCGCUGGUGGCCCUGCCCAUGAAGAAGAGGAGCCCCAUGGCUGUUUAUCCAGCCAGCAACUCUGUUUUGUUUGACACUGUGCAUGACACAACAGGAAUCUCCAACAGUGUAACACUCAAGGGCUUCACCAUGAAGAUAGAGGAAGUGUUUGAAGCUAAAUGUGAGCCCAGUGAUGAGGUAUGUGAGCCCAUUGAUGAGGUCCCACCACAGGGUGAGCUGGGGAUCCUGAGUGUGAACGCCCUGAGGCGCAGCGUCAGCCAGAUGAUGGACGGGAAGUCCCUCGCGGGAGAUGACGAAGCGUGGGACCCAAACAUUUCAGGCCAUGACAGCGGGAUGUUUAUGGACGAUGAGGAAUUUGUCGACACCGUCAAAGGUUUUAGCACAGUGAGGAAGGAGCACACCAUGUUCACUGACACCAACCUGUGACCUGAGGAUGACCUUUGAACCUGACGACACCGGCCCUGGAUGUAGAACAUUUUGACAAGCGAGGCCACUUGCUCACAUAAAAUCCACUUUCGUUGGUCUGAAGCUCUGGCCAGUUAACCUGUCACUGUGGCUGGUUAAGAGUUCUAAAGAGGUCAGACACAGCCGAGGUGAAGUUCCUUCCCUCUUACAAUGAAAACAUGACUCAUGACAGGAUCACUGCAGUACCCGUAGCAACCAGGAGGAGAAAGGAAGUGAGGAUGUGACAUUCAAAUGUAAGGAGGAAGUCUGAAAUGAUACCACUGAAUAUAGACUCAGAGCACACAAGACAAACCAAGGAUACUGUAUGGUGAUGCAGCAGAAAGUUAUCUACGUAUUUUAGUUUUUUUCCUCUUCUCUCUGGUAAAUUUGUAAGAGGCAUACAUACUUUUAUUUUUAUUUUAUAGACACAUUUAUUUUCAAUCAGCUCUCCAUGCCUGGGAACUUUUGUCAUCUUGACAUAUCUUUGGAUGCUUUUUGGUAAUGGAAUUGCUAAACCUGCUGUGAACUUGCACUGUCUGGUGAGUCCAACGAAACUUGAAUCGAUCCGGUGGAUGCAGCUUGCAAGUGCCAUUAACUUAUCGAGCAGUAACUGAGAGGACCAUGCACAAAACAGACUCUUUCCUCCUGUCUUUUUCUUUUUCUUUUCCUCACCUUCAAUACACCGUGUAUUCUAAGAUAUUUUGCCAGAAGCUAAAUGAUGAGGUUAACACAUUACAGUGACUGAAUUACAGUCUGGUUGGAUGGUGAUAUCGAACUGGGCAACUUUUACACAAAAACCUGAUUGAUUUCAAUACUGAUAUGUACCAUUUGAUAUGAAAAUAGUAAAAACAAAAUAGGGGACUUGGACUGGUGCAUAGUUUCCAUUAAAUACAGCAAAUGACUUACACAACUAGCUUCAAGUUUUUACAUAUUAAUUUAUUUGAAAUGAGUUGCAAUGCAAUGUGGGCACAAACACUUGCACCAUUACAGUCAAUAAUAUGGUUACAAAACUGAACAUUUACAUAAUAAAUUAAUAUACUGCAGUACCACAUGAGACAGUAAACAUAAAACCCCAAACUGAGGAAUUAUAUUGCAUU
This is a messenger RNA of Sander lucioperca (pikeperch), 2046 nucleotides long. Its product is annotated as usherin. The record is from RefSeq and is a predicted model, not a curated record. The coding region runs from base 413 to 931 and encodes 172 amino acids. NCBI's taxonomy places the organism in Eukaryota, Metazoa, Chordata, Actinopteri, Perciformes, Percidae. The transcript has 6 exons.